UAGUAAUAUAAGAUCAUGAGUUAGCAGCAUGACAUACCUGCUGUAUACCACUCCUGGAACAGUUUAUUUGACAUGUACUGGCAUUAUACUAUAAUAUUAUAUAGUGUCAAUUGCCCUCAAGUACUCUUGCAAAGAAAGAAAAGCUGACUAUAUAAGACUGUGUGUUUUUAUCACUGUGCAACAGUGUGUAGAUGUGCAGUGCUCUAUGCCGAACAUGAUGAUGACACGAAGAUGAUGAUAAAUAGACCUGCGAAGAUCAUAAUUGUCCUGGAGUACUGAAGUACCACUCCACUUUCCUGUUCUACAAGAUGUCUGUCCUACAAACAGCUCUACUUGGGAUUCCACUACUAUGGAUGCUGAAACGGGUUUUCUUCUCCUACUUGUGGCAGGACUUUAUGUUCUUUCUCAGAGUAAUCAACAACGGGAGGAAGACAUAUAAGGAAGUGCAACACUGCCCAGCUUUUGACAUGGUGGAUAUGUUUUUGAAACAGGUGUCAAUAAGACCAGACCAGACAUUUAUUUUAUACCAAGACCAGUCCUAUACCUACAAGGAGAUAGAUCUGAAAAGCAACCAAGCGGCAUGGGCUUUACGCCAAUUUGCAAAGCUGACAAAAGGGGACUGUGUUGGCAUCUUCAUGGGUAAUGAGCCUGCAUAUGUCUGGAUUUGGUUGGCACUAGCCAAAUUAGGAUGCCCAAUGGCUUGUCUGAACUACAAUAUACGUUCUAAAUCCUUUCUUCAUUGCUUCAAGUGCAGUGGUGCAAAAGUGCUUAUUGCUGCUCCAGAACUGAAGAAUGCUGUGGAGGAAGUGUUACCUGCUCUGGCAGAGGAAGGAGUGCUGGUGUUUUAUCUGAGCAAAGAAUCCACCACUGAUGGAGUACACAGUCUACUUGACAAAGUGGAAGCUGCUUCUGAAGAGCCAGUUCCUCAAUCUCUUAGAUCAGAUCUUACCCCCAAAGCACCAGCUUUGUAUAUAUACACAUCUGGAACUACAGGUCUCCCUAAGCCAGCUGUUUUUACUCGAAACCGGCUUUUGUCAAGCUCCAUGUUAGCUUCGUUCUCUGGAGUUACAUGCAAGGAUGUAUUGUAUGUACCACUGCCUUUGUAUCACAGCUCUGGUCUGUUAAUUGGGGUUCGUGGAUGCAUUCAGCAAGGAGCAACCUGUGUAUUAAGGAAAAAAUUCUCAGCCAGUCAGUUCUGGGAUGACUGCAGGAAAUACAAAAUAACAGCUUUCCUGUACAUCGGGGAGGUACUACGAUAUGUAUGUAACACUCCUAAGAAGGAUAAUGACAAAGAUCACUGUGUGCGAAUUGCUGUGGGGAAUGGUCUCCGACCCGAUGUCUGGAAAGAGUUUAUCCAUCGUUUUGGUGAUAUCAAACUAUAUGAAUUCUAUUCUGCAACAGAAUCAAAUACUUUCUUCUUCAACUACUCUAGAAAAGAAGGAGCAAUUGGCAGAUGUAAUAUGUUCAUGAAGUUUAUUCUUCCCUUUGAACUGAUCAAAUACAAUGUGGAAGAUAAUGAACCAGUUCGAGAUGCAUCGGGGCACUGCAUCCGAGUACCAAGAGGUGAGACUGGGCUGCUAAUUUCAAAAAUUACUGUUAGAUCUCCUUUUAUUGGAUACGCAGGAGAUAAGUCUCAUACUGAGAAGAAGAGACUUCAAAAUGUAUUUAAAAAGGGAGAUUUGUAUUUUAACAGUGGAGACUUGCUGAUGAUAGACAAAGAAGGGUUUGUGCAUUUCCAGGAUCGUAUAGGAGACACGUUUCGUUGGAAAGGGGAAAAUGUGUCAACUAAUGAAGUGGCAGACAUUGUACGGCAGGAGGAUUACAUUGAAGAGGCUAAUGUCUAUGGAGUUCAUGUGCCUAAUCAUGAAGGCAGGAUUGGAAUGGUAUCUAUCAAACUUAAGGAAGGACAAUCAUUUGAUGGGGAAAAAUUGUACAAACAAGUAGCUGAUUAUUUACCUGCAUAUGCAAGACCUUAUUUUGUGAGAAUUCAAGACACCAUGGAUGUUACAGGGACCUACAAGCAGUGUAAAGUGGAACUCGUCAAAGAGGGCUUCAACCCACUCACCAUUAAAGAUCCUCUGUAUUUCUUAGAUGACUCUAAUAAGCGAUAUAAGCCAAUGGAUUCCAUGACUUACAAUGCCAUUUUGCAGAAGACAUUAAAAUUGUAGUAUGAUACAGUAGAUAGAUCAAAGCUUAAUUACAAAUUCACAACUUGAAUAAACAUUUAACAAUU
Molecule: messenger RNA, 2233 nt
Organism: Pseudophryne corroboree (corroboree frog)
Lineage: Eukaryota; Metazoa; Chordata; Amphibia; Anura; Myobatrachidae
Product: long-chain fatty acid transport protein 2-like
Exons: 11
Coding region: 309-2168 (619 amino acids)
Cellular component (GO): endoplasmic reticulum
Molecular function (GO): long-chain fatty acid-CoA ligase activity; long-chain fatty acid transmembrane transporter activity
Source: RefSeq, a predicted model, not a curated record